Messenger RNA from Emys orbicularis (European pond turtle), 1308 nucleotides. RefSeq names its product putative short-chain dehydrogenase/reductase family 42E member 2. The transcript has 11 exons. The record is from RefSeq and is a predicted model, not a curated record. Gene Ontology annotation, biological process: steroid biosynthetic process. Gene Ontology annotation, molecular function: 3-beta-hydroxy-Delta5-steroid dehydrogenase (NAD+) activity. Bases 1 to 1308 code for a protein of 435 amino acids. Lineage: Eukaryota; Metazoa; Chordata; Testudines; Emydidae.
AUGGAGCUUUGUAAUGAGAAACUUAGUGGAAUUAUCUGCACCCCAGAGCUCUGUGAAGGAGUUUUCAAAAUGGACUCUCAAUCUGUAAACAUGAUACAAACUAGGGCUGAUGGGGUACUGCCCCACUGGAACCAAUCAUCUGACUGCAGACUGAAUGGACAAGCUGGACCACAUCUUAAAAGCGCGAAGGCAUUGGUGACAGGAGGUGGAGGCUACUUUGGAUACAACCUGGGGUGUGCUCUCACCAAAUUAGGAAUCACUGUUGUUCUUUUUGAUAUACAAAAGCCUAUAUGGGAAGUUCCUAAUGGAGCCAUGUAUUUCCAGGGUGAUGUGCGGGAUUGUAAAGCAGUAUUCAAGGCUUGUGGAGGGGUUGACUGUGUUUUUCAUGUGGCUUCGUAUGGAAUGUCAGGUCUGGAACACCUACAAAAGAAAGAAAAGCUUGAAUCCAUAAACGUCAAUGGAACAAAAGUAGUCAUUGAUGUUUGCAAACAAAGAAAUAUCUCAAGGCUGAUAUAUACUAGUACGGUGAAUGUGGUGUUUGGAGGGAAUCCCAUUGAAGAAGGAGAUGAGGAAACUGUACCAUAUUUUCCACUAGAAAAGCAGGUUAAUCAUUAUUCUAGAACCAAAGCAAUGGCAGAGCAAAUGAUCCUUGCAGCUAAUGGAGCCCCAUUAAAAGGAGGCAAUAAGCUCCAUACAUGUGUUCUUCGCCCACCAGGCAUCUAUGGACCAGAAGAGCAAAAACACCUGCCACGCGUAUUAAAGAAUAUCCAAAGAGGGCUAUUUAACUUCCAAUUUGGAAAUCCCAAAACUCAGAUGAACUGGGUUCAUGUAGGAAAUCUUGUACAAGCUCAUCUCUUAGCUGCUGAAGCUCUCACCCCUGAGAAGGGUUAUAUAGCGAGUGGUCAGGUGUAUUACAUACAUGACGGCGAGAAAGUCAUCUUUUCUGAAUGGAUAACUCCGUUAUUUGAAAAAUUAGGUUACAGUAAGCCGUGGAUACCUAUGCCUGCUUUCCUCGUUUAUAUAGCAGCCACAGUGAUGGAAUGCCUUCACCUGGCAUUGAAACCAGUUUUUAGCUUUACACCUUUCCUGACCAGAAAUGAGGUGUGGAACAUCACUGUAACUCACACAUUCCGAAUAGACAAGGCAUGUAAUCAGCUAGGUUACCGCCCCAAAAAAUUUGCACUUGCUGAUUCUGUGGAUCAUUAUCUUCAAACUAGACCCAAGUGCCAGGACCAUCAUAAGUUCCUUAAAAUCUGGCUUGUCCUUGGCACCUGUUUAUUUUUGAUCUUCCUUGUUUUACUUUCUUAA